AUGCCAGAGGGAUAUGCACCAAGCAUAGGAGCUGGCCUCAGUCUUCUCAAUCUCUUUGGUCUUCGCCCGACCGCCGCAAGUAUUUGUGGUGCAAUCAUCAUUAUUUUCAUCGUCGCGCUUCUCUUCCUUCGCUUUCGGUAUCCUUGUUGUUCCCCUUCAUCCCUCAUGAAAGUCGUAGAGCAAGCCUCAACAACGUUCGACAAGUGCGUGGACACGCGUGCAUUUGCCCAGGGGGAAUACGAUCAAUUCAAAUCGUCACUUCAACGCGUUACCGCCCGCGCCACGGAGAUCGCGUCUAGGUCACAGCCCACCGUGGAUCCUGUCGGAAGGGGUUUGUUCUUGUGGACAAGACUGAAAGACACCGUUGAUUGUUACCGCGACACUCAAUCGCUUAUAGACGACUUGGAGGUGAAGCCAGGAUUCGUUCUUCCGACCUCAGUCUGA
Messenger RNA from Marasmius oreades (fairy-ring Marasmius), 444 nucleotides. RefSeq lists its product as uncharacterized. The record is from RefSeq and is a predicted model, not a curated record. Bases 1 to 444 code for a protein of 147 amino acids. Lineage: Eukaryota; Fungi; Basidiomycota; Agaricomycetes; Agaricales; Marasmiaceae. The transcript is spliced from 2 exons.